Esox lucius (northern pike) is the source of this 1530-nucleotide messenger RNA. It is a transcript of the gene ndufaf3, whose product is annotated as NADH:ubiquinone oxidoreductase complex assembly factor. The transcript is spliced from 5 exons. Bases 366 to 914 code for a protein of 182 amino acids. Gene Ontology annotation, cellular component: mitochondrial inner membrane. NCBI's taxonomy places the organism in Eukaryota, Metazoa, Chordata, Actinopteri, Esociformes, Esocidae. Gene Ontology annotation, biological process: mitochondrial respiratory chain complex I assembly. The record is from RefSeq and is a predicted model, not a curated record.
AACUGUCGUCGGAAGAGGCUUGUUCUUCUCCGGCUGUAAUAUUAUAAUUUCUGUGUGCAAUUUAAAUCCGAUUGAUGUAGAAUUAUCUUAAUACACGCUUGUUUACGAUGAGUAUAGUGCCCUAGUAUAAGACAUUGAAAAGCAUUUCCAGGUUUUUAUUGUUUGCUUUAUUGUUUUUUGUAAAGAAUACUUUUUCACAACUCUGCGACUGAAUUACUGAUUCCUAUGAUGUAUCUACUGAAGACUACCGUAGUAACAUAACCGGAAGGACCCAAACGGAAGCAUUAAUAUUUGUGCUUCAGAAAAUAAGUUCCCACCGGCAUUAGGUUAACCAAUGAUUAGAUGGCUAAAUAAUUGUUAAUGACAUGGCUGUCACGAUGUGUGCAAGACUGUUUCUCCAAAGAUCUUCACAGGGUCUGCGGUUCAGCCCUCUAACAUCAACCGCGUUCACAAGUCCCUUUCUGUCUCGCGCCCACAGGCUUGGUCCCAGUGAUGAUGAGAUGUACCAAAGGACCACAGUGUCUGUCAUGCAGAAAGAACCGGGAGCUGGGGCGAUGAUUUACAGUUACAGUCCCCGGGGGUUCAACGUCGAUGGGAACCGUGUCGUAGGACCGUGCGCAGUGCUACCUCCAGCCAUACUCCAAUGGAAUGUAGGCAGCUAUAAGGACAUCACCAUAGAGAGCAUGGCCCUGUUUCACAUGCUGGAACCUCGAAUUGAGGUUCUAGUCCUGGGUACGGGAGGUCGAUCAGAGCGGAUUGAUCCUAAAGUCCUGGCUUUCCUCAAGAGCAAAGGCAUUGCUGUGGAGGUGCAAGACACACCAAACGCUUGUGCAACCUUCAACUUCCUGAGCAGUGAACGGCGGGUCGUGGCGGCCGGUCUGAUUCCUCCCCCAGUCAGCACAGAGCUGGAAUAGCCUAGCGACAAAAGGACGUCUUGAUGGGGUUCAAUGGAAAUGAGGAUGUUUGUGGGGAUCAGUCUGUCCGUAUUCAAGGCCUGAGUCAUGCUUUUUAGGCACUGGAGAUUUCAUGCUGAUCAUGCUGGUCAGACAGUUCCCAUUAGCAAUGUAAAGUGUGUGUGUGUGUGUGUGUGUGUGUGUGCGCGCACAGGAUUGUGUUUACAGUGAUGUAUUCAAGAAUGACAUUUAUAUUUAUAUAAACACUGUUUCAUAUGGCUGUACCAUUGUAAAUGCAAAUGGGUACUACAGUUAAAGUCACUAAUACAUUUCAACAACUGUUUUUUUUUUUUAUUGUUUCUUUUUAUUUAAUUACAGAAAAGGAUUGUGUAAUGUAGCCAUGUUCACUUUAACCUCUGUUGACCAUUAGCAUAUUAAUGAAUGGAGCUGAGACAUUCAUGUAAAUCACUGAGUGAGAGAGUAUGGCAGUGUGUAAUCUAGCCAAGGUGACUGUACUUCAUUUGGAUUGGUAAACCUCUUUAAUCCGUCUGUCUUCCAAACCCACCCCCAUCUGUCUGAAUCAUCCCUUUUUCCCUUUACCUCAGAACAGAUCAUAAAACUACGUGACACAACUCCA